Molecule: messenger RNA, 2755 nt
Organism: Perca fluviatilis (European perch)
Lineage: Eukaryota; Metazoa; Chordata; Actinopteri; Perciformes; Percidae
Product: cyclic GMP-AMP synthase
Exons: 9
Coding region: 982-2490 (502 amino acids)
Biological process (GO): paracrine signaling; positive regulation of defense response to virus by host; DNA damage response
Cellular component (GO): cytosol; nucleus; site of double-strand break
Molecular function (GO): 2',3'-cyclic GMP-AMP synthase activity; double-stranded DNA binding; chromatin binding
Source: RefSeq, a predicted model, not a curated record
ACUACAUAAACCAAGUCAACACCUUAUGAACAUGAAGACCUUUAUGACAUGAGAAGGAAAACAAGUAUUCAUUUUGCUAAUAUUUAGUCUGGUCCGAAGGAUGAAAUGUAAAUUAGAAUUGUUUUCCCUUUCUCAACAUAUGUAUCCUUUUGUUGUUGUUCCAUAUGUUUCCAUUUCUUAGUUUGGGAUUUCUUACAAGCAUUCAACAGUAUUCCCAGCCAAUAUGUAUCUUGCUUCAUCUGUUCAAGUUCCUCCAGCAUAAUCUGCUCAAAAGUAAAGAUCAUUUUGGUUUGAAAGACAAUUUCCAGGAUACAAAGAUUUUUGGCAUCUGUUCAGAGCUAGCCAUGACACCACAGGAAUGAUCAGCUUUAUAAGUUCCUCAUAUCAAGUCUCAACUGGAGAAGACUGGUUUCAAGGAUGCCCGGAUAGCUCAGUUGGUAGAGAGGCCUAUAUAUAUAGAGUUUGACUCCAACCUGCGGCCCUUUGCUACAUGUCAUUCCCCUCUCUCUCCCCUUUUAUUUCUUCAGCUGUCCUGUCAAUAAAGGCCUAAAAAUGCCCAAAAAAUAAUCUUAAAAAGACUGGUUUCAAGUCUUCAUAAAUGCACAAGGUUUUUGUGAUUUUUUUUUUUUUUUGCAUGCCUAUUGUGGAACUUGUUACAUAACUUAUUUAGUUGGUAAAAUAAAUGAAUAAAUGUAACCUGAAGAAUUUCAAAGUUAUAGUGUGACACAGUGAUGUUAUUUAUGACUAGAACUGGCACCAUUUUUAACCUUUUAAGUGUUUGUAAAAUUAUUUCAGACAGACAGGUAUCCAUUAGGGAGGCAGAGAGAGGAAUUAUCCUCAGAUUACAUUUCAUGGGAAUUGAAAGUGAAAGGAAAGAGUGGAGAGAGCUGGAGAGAAGGAAAGACACAAUAGUCACCAUCUCCGUUUGCAACAGAAGCUUCUAAAACACAGAUAAAUAUUCAAGGCUGAGACGUGUGAGUUAUGGACAGAGAGGACAGAGAUGUGGAGGGCAGUCUGACUGAAGCAAAGCAGCGUAAAGACAACAUCAGAGGGAAGCCGAGUCCUGCACAACUCACACCAGCAAGACCGAGACGAAAAACUGAGCAACAACGAGCUGCAGAGGAGGGAUCCAAAGUGUUUGAGGAGUCGCUCUCCGUCUCCCCGGAGCUGACCAGCUGGAUCAAACUCAAUGCUAAAGACCUCAAGAUCCGGAUGCCCGACCGCCGAUGGGCUGCAGAGGUGGUCAACGAUUUCCAAGACAACCUGCUGAAAUUCCUGCGGAGCAGCAAUGAUCAGCCUUUCUUCCAGUCAGCUGACUUCCUCAACACCGGCAGCUACUUUGAGAAAGUUAAGAUCCACAGCCCCGAUGAGUUUGACAUGAUGCUGAAGCUUCAGGUUCCCACACGCGUCAACAUGACCGACCUCGACGGCGGCCUCUUCUACCGGCUCGAUCUUGUCCGGCCCACUCGGGGCCCCAUACAAGCCUUUCUUCUGGAGAAUGAGCGCACCCUCUCAUCGAGCAAGUUCCUGAGUGAGAUGUAUCGCCUGGUCCGCAAGUUCCUCAAGACCUACAAAGUGCCUGAUGAGGGCUGUCGCUGGGAGGUGAACAGGAAGCGAAUUCACUCGCCAGCUGUGACUUUGUCUCUGUGCAGGCCGGAGAUCAACAGUGAUGAGUUGAUCUCUGUGGACCUGGUUCCUGCUCUGGAGGUUCACUCUCAGGGCUGCUGGCCGCUCGCUGUGUGUAACGGUCCAGAUGUGGACAAGUGGCUGGGAAAGAAGGUUCGCCUAGAAAUCAAAAGUUUACCGUGUUACUUAAUACCAAAGAGGCUCAAAGGACGCAACCUCAGCGAGGACGCCAAAGAAAGUUGGAGGAUAUCUUUCUCUCACGUUGAGAAGCAAAUCAUCAGGAGCCAUGGCAACAAGAAAACCUGUUGUGAGAGCAAAGCCACCAAAUGCUGCCGUAAACAGUGCUUGAUGCUCCUCAAGUCUCUGAUUGAGGGCCUGAAACAGCGUUUCCCCAAUGAGCUGGAUCACCUCUGCUCGUACCACGGGAAGACUGCCUUCCUCCACACCCUGUCCAUCAGGUUUGACGACUCCAUGUGGGCUUGCCAGGAGCUCCCCGCCUGCUUCCUGAACCUCCUCAGGAAUCUGCAGUUUCACGUUCGCACAGGCCUCCUCCCUCACUUCUUCGUUCCUGACUACAACCUCUUCUCCGCGGCUGUCUUCCCCAAAAAAACGCUGGCUUUCCUCUUCAACGCCUUGGAGGAGCAGAGGAGGGAAGGACUGCCGCUUCUGAAGCCUCCAGCUCCUCUCCCACUUCUCAGACUAAUGAGUCCUUCAGGAGAUAACACCUCUCAGAUAUCCAGCGAUCAGUCGUCCAUUCUGACUGCAGUUUGCUCUCUGGACACUGCGUUUGUAAAUAAACUGGUCCUAGUGUUUGCUGUAGCUGUAGUUUGUAUCCUAUUACGUAUGCAAGUGAUGGGAAAUUAGGAUACACACUAAAUAUAUUAAGUAUUACAUACAAGCAUUACUUACAUACUCUCUCUUUUUAUGGAGUGUAUACAUCAAGUGAAAACAAGGUAGUAAAGGGCAUCACUUCUUAUUGAUUUGAAUUAAACUGUGACUCUAUCAAAUUUUCCAUGGUGAUAAAAGUUUUACCAUUUAUAAUGUGAAAGGAUAAUAAUUAUACUCAUGUUCAUCUUUAAUGCAGAUUGUUUCAGAAAUGUUUUAAUAUGAGCCAUUAAUCUUGCAAUUA